Molecule: messenger RNA, 1766 nt
Organism: Halteromyces radiatus
Lineage: Eukaryota; Fungi; Mucoromycota; Mucoromycetes; Mucorales; Cunninghamellaceae
Product: putative FAD dependent oxidoreductase
Exons: 5
Coding region: 112-1737 (541 amino acids)
Molecular function (GO): N,N-dimethylaniline monooxygenase activity; NADP binding; flavin adenine dinucleotide binding
Source: RefSeq, a predicted model, not a curated record
UUUUUUUUCUCAAUGAUAAGGAUCGUGUUUUGAUAUGUCAGCAUUGAAAAAAAAUAAAUAAACAUCUUUUUUUUUUCCAAACAUUUGUUCUUUUUCCUCAUUUAACUUAAAAUGCCUGUUGAAGAAUUAAUCAAUCAAUCUCAUUGGAAACCAGAUCAUGUAAUUGAACAUGUUUCAGUCUCUUUACAUCAACAUAAAUAUAAAUUAAAGCAUCCAAUCAAACGAGUUGCAGUUAUUGGUGCUGGUCCAGCAGGUUUACCUACGGCCAAGUUAUUGAAGGAAGAAGGAUUGGAUGUAGUGAUCUAUGAAAGAAGUCCAGCAGCUGGAGGGACUUGGAUUUACAAUCCAGAGCCACCAUUGGGUCCAACAUUUCCUUCCACGAUUCCUAGUCAAUCAGUUCAACCUAGUCUUCCUCCUUCCAACACUUCAUUACCUUUUGAAAAAAUAGAAGAUUAUAAUCAACAAGCUCAUGAUUCUCUUUUACGUCAUGCUCCUCCCACACCUUGUUAUCAAUCUUUAAGAAAUAAUGUGGCAACUCCUUUGAUCAAAUAUAAGGAUUUAGAUUGGCCCAAUGAAAUGCCAUGGUUCACGACACACGAUAAAAUAUUGGAUUAUCUUCAAGCUUAUUCAAAAAAGUUUGAUUUGGAUGCACUUACAGAAUUUGAUACAUCUUUGGAAAAACUCACAGAACUACCUGAUCAAUGUGGAUGGAAAGUCUUGACAAAAAAAUCAGUCUUGACCACUGUCCAUGGUCACAAACGUCAAGUAGUUAAAACAUCAUGGAAAGAAGAGGUCUUUGAUAGUGUUGUAUUAGCUACUGGUCAUUAUCAUGCUCCUUUUGUACCUGACAUUCCUGGUCUAGUGGAAUGGAAGAAACGAUAUCCUGAAGCUAUUAUUCAUUCAAAACAAUACCGUACUCCCAAAGAAUAUGAAGGAAAAACUAUUUUACUUAUUGGUGAUGGUACUUCUGCUCUUGAUAUAUCUCGGGAUGUGGGUGAUGUAGCCAAGAUCAUUUAUCAAUCAGUACGUGAAUCUAACCAUGGAUUUGAUGAAAAAUACCGUGCAUUUCGUGAAGAAGUCAAGACAUGGUUACCACCUAAUGUCAAACGAGUACCUUCUAUCAACAAUAUCAUUUUUAAUCAUCAUGCCAACGAUUGUAUUUUUGAAUUCUUGGAUGGAACAACAGUGACAGAUGUGGAUGUGAUUAUCGUAUGUACAGGAUAUCUGUUCAACUAUCACUUUUUACAAGAACUUCAUGAUGAUCCAUACGCCAACAGCAAGAACAACAAAAGACCGACGGAGGAUCGUGUAUUAGUGAAACAAGAUGGAUCACAACUCUUUAAUCUCCACAAAGAUAUUUUUUACAUUCCUAAUCCGACACUCAGCUUUAUCGGCGUACCUUUCCAUAUCGCGACGUUCUCCUUCUUCGAAUUCCAAGCUUAUGCCGUGGCAAGAGUGUAUAGUCAAUCUGCUUUUUUACCUUCCACUGAACGAAUGCGGCAAGAAUGGACCGACCGACUGAAACAAAAAGGCGCUGGACGCGAAUUCCAUGCUUUGGGUGCUGAUCUCGAACAAGCUUAUAUCAAGGACAUUGUCGAUUGGCUCAAUACCGAUGGUUCUGGUUUGGGAAAACCCUUAUUGGAAGGUCAUUCUCAACAGUGGUUUGAUGUCAAGGAAAAGGCCUUUGAUGCUUUACGAUUGGAAUUUAAACAACGGUUACAAUUAGAUCCCAAUUGAAUGCCCCUAUUGAAUGAAGUACAUGUACA